This is a messenger RNA of Anneissia japonica, 1362 nucleotides long. Its product is annotated as transmembrane emp24 domain-containing protein eca-like. Bases 66 to 746 code for a protein of 226 amino acids. Lineage: Eukaryota; Metazoa; Echinodermata; Crinoidea; Comatulida; Comatulidae. The record is from RefSeq and is a predicted model, not a curated record. The transcript has 4 exons. Gene Ontology annotation, cellular component: COPII-coated ER to Golgi transport vesicle; endoplasmic reticulum; endoplasmic reticulum-Golgi intermediate compartment. Gene Ontology annotation, biological process: Golgi organization; intracellular protein transport; endoplasmic reticulum to Golgi vesicle-mediated transport.
AUCCACACACACACACACACCAAAAAACAGCAGUUGGCAUCACCACCUCUCUGCUGUCUAUUUAAAUGUUAAAGAAACGCUUGUUGAAUAUGGAGGGGAUCGUAGAAAUCUUGUUAUUUGCCAUGUUGGCAGUAUCUCCUAUAUCUGGUUUAUAUUUUCAUAUAAGUGAAACCGAGAAAAAGUGUUUUAUUGAAGAAAUACCCGAUGAAACCAUGGUUAUCGGAAAUUACAAGACUCAGUUGUAUGACAAGAAUAUCAAUGAGUUCCUUCCUUCAAGUCCUGGAAUUGGAAUGCAUGUUGAAGUUAAAGAUCCUGAGGACAAGGUUUUGUUAUCUAAAGUAUAUAGUGACAAAGGACGUUUUACUUUCACAUCACAUACACCAGGAGAACAUUUGAUAUGUCUUUACUCUAAUUCCACCAAAUGGGGUAUGUUCAACAGUGGAAAAAUGAGGAUCCAUCUUGAAAUUGAAGUUGGAGAACAUGCUAAUGAUUACAACCAAAUACAAGAAAAAGAUAAGAUGACAGAACUGCAACUGAGAAUACGUCAACUCUUGGAUCAAGUUGAGCAAGUUCAAAAAGAACAAAAUUAUCAGAGGUAUCGUGAAGAGAGAUUUCGUCAGACAAGUGAAAGCACAAACCAACGAGUACUCUGGUGGUCCCUUGGUCAGACUGGCAUUUUACUGGUUACUGGAUUUUGGCAGAUGAGGCACCUUAAGAGUUUCUUUGAAGCAAAAAAGCUAGUUUAGAGUUGUCAAUUUAAUUUUAGUCCCUCGCUUGAAAUUUAUUUUGAGUGACUUUAUUACAAUCAUUCUGAAUCCAUUUGACUUGUUUUCAGUUUACUUUUAGAAUCCUUUACUUGUAAUUCAUUUUAGAAGCCUUAUCUUGUAAUUCAUGAUAAACUCCAAUUACAUUUCUAGUUUUGCUGAUAUUCUCAUGCUCGGCCAUUUGGCAAGUCGAAUGGCCAAGCGGUUAAGGCAUGGGCACCUAAAGUUCUGGAGGUGGAAGUCUUCUCGGAUAAGGACUAUAACCCGUAGGCCCAGUGUACAUAAUUGGCUCAUGUGCACUUUAAAGAACCCAGUACAUCUUUCGUGAUGAGCAGGGGGUUACCCCGGUGUACUAGUCUAUACAGCCUCUGCCAUCUUGUGAUGGGAUUGCCGCUUUGAAGAGUAAUUAACUUUACUGUUCGGCAUAUCCUUGGCCCAGUGCCUGAAACUGAAUAAAUGAAAAACAAUAAGAAGGCUCAACGUUAUAAUUAUUAGAUACAUCUUUAAAUUGAUGUGGUUGAAUAAUUGUUUUUACUAAGCAGAAUAUUGCCUAAUUUGGAUUUUUGUCUUUAAAAAAAACCUACCAUAUAGAAGUAUU